CCCAAACAGAAAGGGGAUAAGGAGCAAGAGCGAGCAACGAAAGAAGAGAGAAAGAAAAAAAACAUGGCUUCCACUUCCAUUAACACUUUCACUGGUUUUGUUGGAUGGAAAUCUUCUUCUUUGUUUCCACAUUCUAAUGCCUUAAACGCUACACUCUCACUCCCUUUCAAACCAAAACCGCACUUCUCCGUCACUUGCUCUGCCUCUUCUUCCGAUAGUGGUGCAAAUUGUUACAGGGUUCUAGGAGAGGGUAAUUCAGGUAUUUUUGAGUCUUUGAGAUGAAUCCAUUAUUGGAGAUUGUUGAAUUUGAUUGAUUGAAGGCAUGGAGAAAGAGGGGAAACGGUUCUGUUAACAAUUAACAUUCAUUUAUCCUCUGCUGGUGAAGGCUGCCAGAGGAGAACCUGUUAGUCGGCCACCAGCAUGGAUGAUGCGCCAGGCGGGAAGGUACAUGGCUGUUUACAGAAAGCUUGCUGAGAAAUAUCCAUCCUUUCGAGAGAGGUCGGAGACAACUGAUAUCAUUGUGGAAAUUUCUUUGCAGCCUUGGAAUGCCUUUAGGCCUGAUGGAGUGAUAAUUUUCUCUGACAUCCUUACGCCUCUUCCUGCAUUUGGGGUCGAAUUCGACAUUGAAGACGUAAGGGGUCCUGUUAUUCAGUCCCCAAUACGCUCCGAGGAGGGACUAAAGGCUCUGCAUCCAAUUGACCUGGAAAAGCUCAGUUUUGUUGGAGAUUCACUCAAGAUACUGCGCAAGGAGGUUGGUGGUGAUGCUGCCGUUUUAGGUUUCGUGGGAGCACCUUGGACAAUAGCAACAUAUAUAGUGGAAGGGGGUACAACACGCACCUAUACAACCAUUAAGAGUAUGUGCCAUACAGCACCACAUUUAUUGCGGACUCUGCUCUCUCAUUUGGCGCAAGCAAUAGCAGAUUAUGUUGUUUUCCAAGUGGAGUCUGGGGCUCACUGCAUACAAAUAUUUGAUUCAUGGGGUGGACAACUACCACCUGAUAUGUGGGAAUGCUGGUCAAAGCCUUAUAUCAAAGAGAUUGUAGAUUUGGUCAAGAAAAGAUGCCCCGAGACACCGAUUGUUCUUUAUAUAAAUGGAAAUGGUGGCCUGCUUGAGCGUAUGAAAGAUACUGGAGUUGAUGUUAUUGGGCUGGACUGGACUGUGGAUAUGGCAGAUGGAAGAAGAAGAUUGGGUAGUGGAAUAGGUGUGCAGGGAAAUGUGGACCCUGCCUACUUAUUCUCCCCACUUCCUGCCCUCACUGAAGAAAUUCAGAGGGUUGUGAGGUGUGCUGGGCCUAGACGGCACAUCCUUAAUCUCGGGCAUGGUGUUCUUGUUGGCACACCUGAAGAAGCUGUUGCACAUUUCUUUGAAGUUGCUAGGAGCUUGAAGUUUGAUACACUUUUUCAAAACAAAUCUGCAGAAGAUCCUAGAUUGGUAGCUUAAGGACAAAUGCCACAUUAUCUAUGCCAUGUGUAUUGCUUUGGUCUUUGGUGAGUGUAGAAUAGAGCAGGCUAGUCCCUCCUCAUUCUUCUGUAACUUUGUGAUGAUUAGAGGUUGAGGAUUUGCACAUUGAAGUGCCGGCUAACUGAUCAAACUAGAUGCAUUUUCAUUUUGUAUUCUUCUGUAUUUAUUGUGGAAUAUGAUAAUCCAAUGAGGUUCCCUUCCAAAUAGUUUGUAUUUAUUGUGGAAUCUACUCCAGCAUAUAUGGUUUUCAGUCAAAACACAUCGGAUUUUCUAUUCAUUUGUAAUCAAUUUGGCCUCGUGAUUUUA
Molecule: messenger RNA, 1768 nt
Organism: Arachis stenosperma
Lineage: Eukaryota; Viridiplantae; Streptophyta; Magnoliopsida; Fabales; Fabaceae
Product: uroporphyrinogen decarboxylase 1, chloroplastic
Exons: 6
Coding region: 425-1441 (338 amino acids)
Biological process (GO): porphyrin-containing compound biosynthetic process
Molecular function (GO): uroporphyrinogen decarboxylase activity
Source: RefSeq, a predicted model, not a curated record